UUCCUCCGCCGUCGCCUCCGCCUCCUCCGGCUGCGUCGUGGGUUUGCUGCUGCUGCUGCUGCUGCGGCUGCUGCUGCUGCGGGCGAUCGGGGCCCGGGCCGGGCUGUGGCGGUGCGGCGAAGCCGGGGCGAUCGGUGCCCGCCGGGCUCCUCCGGGCGGGCCGGCGGCGGCGCUGGCGGCGGCUGCUGCGGCUGCUUCUGCCUGGGCGGCAUGAAGGGCAAGGAGGAGAAGGAGAAGGAGAAGGAGGGCGGCGGCGGCGGCGGCGCGGGGUUGCCGGGCGGCGGAGUCGGGCUGGGAGGCGGCGGCGGCGGAGGAGGCGGCGGAGGCCUGGUCGGCGGAGGCCUGGUCGGCGGCAGCCCCGAGAAGAGCCGCAGCGCCCAGGAGUACAAGGAGCAGGGCAACCGGCUCUUCGUGGGGCGCAAGUACCCCGAGGCCGCCGCCUGCUACGGACGCGCCAUCAACCGGAAUCCCUUAGUGGCAGUCUACUACACCAACCGCGCCUUAUGUUACCUGAAGAUGCAGCAGCACGACAAGGCCCUGGCCGACUGUAAGCACGCCUUGGAGCUGGACAGCCAGUCGGUCAAGGCGCACUUCUUCCUGGGGCAGUGCCAGAUGGAGAUGGAGAACUACGACGAGGCCAUCGCCAACCUUCAGAGAGCCUACAACUUAGCCAAAGAGCAGCGGCUGAACUUUGGGGACGACAUUCCAAGCGCUCUACGGAUCGCCAAGAAGAAGCGUUGGAACAACAUCGAGGAGAAACGGAUCAACCAGGAGAACGAGUUGCACUCCUAUCUCACCAAACUCAUCAGGGCGGAGAAAGAAAGGGAGUUGGACGAAUGUCGACGGGCUCAGGAAGACGAGAACGUGGACGAGAACCGAAGCCGGGUGCAGCUGGCCAACAUCGAAGCCAAGCACGAAAAGUACCUGGCGGACAUGGACGAGCUGUUCUCCCAGGUGGAUGAGAAGCGGAAGAAACGGGACAUCCCUGAUUACCUCUGUGGGAAGAUCAGCUUUGAACUGAUGCGCGAACCCUGCAUCACGCCCAGCGGCAUUACCUACGACAGGAAGGACAUCGAAGAGCACCUCCAGCGCGUUGGCCACUUCGACCCCGUGACCCGAAGCCCGUUGACCCAGGACCAACUGAUCCCCAACCUGGCCAUGAAAGAGGUGAUAGAUGCAUUCAUAUCUGAAAAUGGCUGGGUAGAAGAUUACUGACGACCGAGCAGGGUGCGGGGGAAGAGGCCCGGGCUUGCGGCGUCCCCAGCCCCGGCAAGCGAAGGCACACUACGGACUGCUGCGGACCACUCUCUGAGCUAGCUGUUCCAGCACCAUGCCUUAUUCACUGUCUGUCUGCGUCUCUCUCUUCCUGCUCUGGCUGCCCGGGCUCCAUUAGCCAUGCUGCGUUAGGGUCCGCUGGCUCCCUGGCGGGCCGGGGACGCAGAGAGUCUCUUCGGCUCCUCGCGCCGGUCUGCUUCCGGGCCGCUUUCCGAUACGGGCAGAAGCGAGGCCUUGGCCCUGUUCUCAAGAUGGCGGAGAAGGCCCGGCCACGUUAAAGAAGCAAGGCGAGGCGGGGAGACUACCGCAGGACUUUUUCUGAAGGCCUCACUUCGGCCUAGACGCCCUCCAGAACCCCUAUCGGCACGUGAAGGACAAAUACUCCGGCACAAAUACUCCCCCAACCUUCCACACAGCUCAACACCUUCGUCCCGUAACUUUGCUGCUGUUGUGGGGGGCCUGGCCUGUCUGGUGAGCAAAGAGCCAGAAAGGCCGGGGCACCCCACUCACCCACCCACCCACCCCGGCCCGCCUGCCCGUUCCCUCACCCCAGACCUCCAGCUUGGCUUUGAGCCGUCAUUUCUCGCCCGCUCUCUGGUCUGUACGACAUUUUUGUUUCCUCCUUUCAUUUUCCUGUCUGUCCAGGAUAGCAGUUGGGGGGUUUGGGGCCUGUUUUCUUUGUAAAUAAAUAGCCAUUCAUUUCAGGAGGGGGGUGGGCGGCGGGCUGGGGGUGGGCAGAGUAGGCACACUGAAAUUUCUCUUCGUAUGUUGACUGGAAUUUGGGCUCGUUCAGGGUAAGCAGUUCACCUAUUUGUGUGUGUUUGUAGGAGGAGGUGGGGGGGGGAAACUGAGCCCCCUAACUCCCUUCCGGGUAGUUUUACCCAUUAAAACCACUCAGUGAAAGUUCAUAUUUUUUUUUCUUUUUUUGGCUUGUUUUUAAUUAAAACUCCCCAGUUAAUAACCA
Molecule: messenger RNA, 2239 nt
Organism: Elgaria multicarinata webbii
Lineage: Eukaryota; Metazoa; Chordata; Lepidosauria; Squamata; Anguidae
Gene: STUB1
Product: STIP1 homology and U-box containing protein 1
Exons: 7
Coding region: 211-1215 (334 amino acids)
Biological process (GO): protein polyubiquitination; positive regulation of proteolysis; proteasome-mediated ubiquitin-dependent protein catabolic process
Cellular component (GO): Z disc; cytoplasm
Molecular function (GO): protein-folding chaperone binding; ubiquitin protein ligase activity
Source: RefSeq, a predicted model, not a curated record